Messenger RNA from Elephantulus edwardii (Cape elephant shrew), 2143 nucleotides. It is a transcript of the gene SHC1, whose product is annotated as SHC (Src homology 2 domain containing) transforming protein 1. The record is from RefSeq and is a predicted model, not a curated record. NCBI's taxonomy places the organism in Eukaryota, Metazoa, Chordata, Mammalia, Macroscelidea, Macroscelididae. Gene Ontology annotation, biological process: cell surface receptor protein tyrosine kinase signaling pathway; intracellular signal transduction. Gene Ontology annotation, cellular component: plasma membrane. The transcript is spliced from 13 exons. Gene Ontology annotation, molecular function: receptor tyrosine kinase binding. Bases 232 to 1656 code for a protein of 474 amino acids.
GUGCACGUUCUUAAGCAGUCAUUGGCUGCUCCAGGAAAGUAGGCGGGGUGAAUGAGGGAACGGUGAGGUAGAGGGUCAGGGGUUAGUGAGGCCGGAAGUGGGUGCAAUAAAGUUUCUCCAGGGAGGCCGGGUCCUGGGAGAAAGUUGGAGCGGCGACCUAAGGAAGCAGUGUCGCAAUCCAGAACCAAAUAGGUCCGCGGUGCGGUGUGGAGACUCCAUGCAGCCCUGGACAUGAACAAGCUGAGUGGAGGCGGCGGGCGCAGGACUCGGGUGGAAGGGGGCCAGCUAGGGGGCGAGGAGUGGACCCGCCACGGGAGCUUUGUCAAUAAGCCCACGCGGGGCUGGCUGCAUCCCAACGACAAAGUCAUGGGACCUGGGGUUUCCUACUUGGUUCGGUAUAUGGGCUGUGUGGAGGUCCUGCAGUCCAUGCGUGCCCUAGACUUUAACACCCGGACUCAAGUCACCAGGGAGGCCAUCAGUCUGGUGUGUGAGGCUGUGCCGGGUGCUAAAGGGGCAACAAGGAGGAGAAAGCCCUGUAGCCGCCCUCUCAGCUCCAUCCUGGGGAGGAGUAACCUGAAAUUUGCUGGAAUGCCAAUCACUCUAACAGUCUCCACCAGCAGCCUCAACCUCAUGGCAGCUGACUGCAAACAGAUCAUCGCCAACCACCACAUGCAGUCCAUCUCGUUUGCGUCCGGUGGGGACCCGGACACAGCUGAAUACGUCGCCUAUGUUGCCAAAGACCCCGUGAAUCAGAGAGCCUGCCACAUCUUGGAGUGUCCUGAAGGGCUCGCCCAGGAUGUCAUCAGCACCAUUGGCCAGGCCUUUGAGUUACGCUUCAAACAAUACCUCAGGAACCCACCCAAGCUAGUCACUCCCCAUGACAGGAUGGCUGGCUUUGAUGGUUCAGCUUGGGAUGAGGAGGAGGAAGAACCACCAGACCAUCAGUACUAUAAUGACUUUCCGGGGAAGGAACCCCCUCUUGGUGGGGUAGUGGACAUGAGGCUUCAGGAAGGAGCUGCCCCAGGGGCUGUUCGACCCACUCCAGCCAGUGCCCAGACGCCCAGUCACCUGGGUGCUACUUUGCCUGUGGGGCAGCCUGUUGCAGGGGAAUCAGAAAUCCGAAAGCAAAUGCCACCUCCACCACCCUGUCCAGCAGGUCGAGAACUCUUUGAUGAUCCCUCCUAUGUCAACGUCCAAAACCUAGACAAGGCCCGGCAAGCAGGGGGCAGGGGCGGGCCCCCCAAUCCUGCUGUCAAUGGCAGUGCUCCUCGAGACCUCUUUGACAUGAAGCCCUUUGAAGAUGCCCUUCGGGUGCCUCCACCUUCCCAGCUGGUAUCCAUGGCUGAGCAGCUCCGAGAGGAGUCCUGGUUUCACGGGAAGCUGAGCCGGCGGGAGGCUGAGGCACUGUUGCAGCUCAACGGGGACUUCCUGGUGCGGGAGAGCACGACCACACCUGGCCAGUAUGUGCUCACAGGAUUGCAGAGUGGUCAGCCUAAGCACCUGCUCCUGGUGGACCCUGAGGGUGUGGUUCGGACAAAGGAUCACCGAUUUGAGAGUGUCAGCCAUCUCAUCAGCUACCACAUGGACAAUCACUUGCCCAUCAUCUCUGCGGGCAGCGAACUGUGUCUGCAGCAGCCAGUGGAGAGAAAAGUGUGAUCCUUCUCUACGCUCUCUCUGAAGAUGACCUCCAGCCCUUCCACCCUCUUCCCUGACUCUCAGGACCUCUCGUUCUGCGGACUGGGCCUUGUGUAGGAGCCUUCAGUGGCGUGAACACUGGGCUCAGUGUCUGCUCGAGAUGGUUUGAGUCAGGAGACUGGGGUAGAAUCCUGUUUCUCCCCAAACCUCACCAAAGUAUUAAUGUACAGAGUGGUUCCCUUCCCUGGGCCUUGCCUGUGCCAAUCUGAUACUCCCCUUCCCCAGGAAGGUGGGUGCUUGAGACCUGGGCAGUGCCUCUUUGUAAUGGAAAAGGUCCUGUGGUGAUAAGCUGAGUUGAGUUACCACCCUUCCAGGGAAGGGGGAAUUGAGUCACACCUUUAUUCUAUCCCUGGGCUCAGGGUCCCCCCUCAAACUCCUCAUAACCCUCCCUCCCAUGUUUAAACUUUGUGCCUUUGACCGUCUCCUAGGUCUGAAGAUAUUUUAUGCA